Molecule: messenger RNA, 3972 nt
Organism: Sinocyclocheilus anshuiensis
Lineage: Eukaryota; Metazoa; Chordata; Actinopteri; Cypriniformes; Cyprinidae
Product: ephrin type-B receptor 2-like
Exons: 16
Coding region: 62-3061 (999 amino acids)
Biological process (GO): protein phosphorylation; ephrin receptor signaling pathway; axon guidance
Cellular component (GO): dendrite; plasma membrane
Molecular function (GO): protein binding; transmembrane-ephrin receptor activity; ATP binding
Source: RefSeq, a predicted model, not a curated record
GGUUUAUUCGAGUGCUUGUGAUCGUAGUGUGUUCACAGAUGGCCUGCCGGACAAGUUUUCAAUGAAUAUUCUAGGUCUUUACAGUCAAAUGCCCAAAUUCACGGCAAUUAUGGAUAUAAUUCGUUUGUUAUGGAUAAUACGGAUUGUGUGGGCUGUUGAAGAUGUGUUGAUGGACUCCACGACGGCAACGGCAGAGCUGGGCUGGACGAUAUAUCCAUCUUUGGGGUGGGAAGAGGUGAGUGGCUACGACGAGAACAUGAGCACCAUCCGCACCUACCAGGUGUGCAACGUCUUCAAUGGCAACCAAAACAACUGGGUGCGCACCAAAUACAUCCAGCGGCGAGGAGCCCAACGAAUCCACGUGGAGAUGAAGUUCUCCGUGCGAGACUGCAGCAGCAUCCCAAACGUCACUGGCUCUUGCAAGGAGACUUUUAAUCUGUACUACUUCGAAACUGACAAGGACGUAGCCACCAAGGUGUAUCCCGCCUGGAUGGAGAACCCUUGGAUCAAGGUGGACACCAUUGCGGCCGAUGAGAGUUUCUCCCAGGUGGACCUGGGCGGCCGUGUGAUGAAGAUCAACACGGAAGUACGCAGCUUCGGGCCGGUGUCCCGUAAAGGCUUCUACUUGGCCUUUCAGGAUUACGGAGCAUGCAUGUCACUCAUCGCCGUGAAGGUUUUCUAUUGCAAAUGCCCCCGAGUUAUUCGGAAUGGGGCCAUCUUUGAGGAGACCUUGUCAGGUGCGGAGAGCACCUCUCUGGUGUCUGCCCGGGGCAGUUGUGUACCUAAUGGAGAGGAAGUGGAUGUUCCCAUUAAACUGUACUGCAAUGGAGAUGGGGAGUGGCUGGUUCCUAUCGGGCGCUGUGUGUGCAAGGCCGGGUAUGAGUCUGUGGACAACGGGACUGUGUGUAGAGCAUGUCCAUCUGGCUCCUUCAAAGCAUCUCAAGGGGACCAGCAAUGUCUCCAGUGUCCCAUCAACAGCCGUACCACCAGUGAGGGUGCAACCAACUGUGUGUGCCGCAGUGGAUACUACCGUGCAGACUCUGACCCUCUACAGAUGCCCUGUACCACGGUUCCGUCAGCGCCCCAGAGAGUGAUUUCUAGCGUGAACGAGACUUCCCUGUGGCUGGAGUGGGAUCCACCGAAAGAGAGCGGAGGCCGGGAGGAUGUGGUCUACAAUAUCAUCUGCAAGAGUUGCAGUUCAGGUCGAGGGCCCUGCACUCGCUGCGGUGACAAUGUGCAGUUCAUGCCCCGCCAACUGGGCCUGACCGAUCCCCGUGUCCAUAUCAGUGACCUGCUGGCCCACACGCAGUACACGUUUGAGAUUCAGGCUGUGAAUGGAGUGUCUGACCAGAGUCCAUACUCACCUCAGUUCACUGCUGUCAACAUCACCACAAACCAGGCCGCUCCAUCUGCUGUGUCAAUCAUGCCUCAGGCCAGUCGAACCGUGGACAGUAUCACACUGUCCUGGUCCCAGCCAGACCAGCCCAAUGGAGUCAUUUUGGACUAUGAGCUGCAAUAUUAUGAGAAGAAUAUGGCAGAGUCGAACUCCACUCUACUGCGGAGUCAGACUAAUACAGCGGUUAUCUGGGGCCUGAAGCCAGAGACCAUCUACGUCUUCCAGGUGCGGGCCAGAACAGUGGCGGGCUUUGGACGAUUAAGUGGGAAGAUGUACUUCCAAACAAUGACUGAAGAGGAGUACAGCUCCAGCCUGCAGGAGAAACUGCCCCUCAUUAUCGGCUCUGCUGCUGCUGGUGUUGUUUUUCUCAUCGCUGUGGUUGUGCUCAUUAUCGUCUGUAAUCGGAGAGACAGUGACAGGACAGAAUCUGAAUACACUGACAAGCUUCAGCAUUACACAAGCGGCCACAUGACUCCAGGAAUGAAGAUCUACAUUGAUCCUUUCACAUAUGAGGAUCCCAAUGAGGCAGUGCGCGAGUUCGCCAAAGAAAUAGACGUGACCUGUGUGAAAAUCGAGCAAGUCAUUGGUGCAGGUGAGUUUGGAGAGGUAUGCAGCGGUAAUCUCAGGCUUCCUGGGAAGAGGGAGAUUCUGGUGGCCAUUAAAACUCUGAAAUCAGGGUACACUGAUAAGCAGCGGCGGGACUUCCUGAGCGAAGCCAGCAUCAUGGGGCAGUUUGACCAUCCCAACAUCAUCCACCUGGAAGGAGUGGUGACCAAGAGCACUCCAGUAAUGAUCAUCACUGAAUUCAUGGAGAACGGAUCACUGGACUCCUUCCUUCGGCAAAAUGAUGGCCAGUUCACUGUCAUUCAGUUGGUUGGCAUGCUGCGUGGCAUUGCAUCUGGCGUGAAAUACCUCUGUGACAUGAACUACGUACAUCGUGAUCUGGCUGCCCGCAACAUCCUGGUUAACAGCAAUCUAGUCUGCAAAGUAUCCGAUUUUGGGCUUUCUCGCUUUCUGGAAGAUGACACGUCAGAUCCUACAUACACAAGCGCCCUGGGAGGGAAAAUUCCAAUACGAUGGACUGCUCCCGAAGCCAUUCAAUACAGGAAGUUCACGUCCUCGAGUGAUGUGUGGAGCUAUGGGAUCGUAAUGUGGGAGGUCAUGUCCUAUGGAGAGCGACCAUACUGGGACAUGAGCAAUCAAGAUGUAAUAAAUGCAAUUGAGCAGGAUUAUAGGUUACCUCCUCCUAUGGACUGUCCAAAUGCACUGCACCAACUAAUGUUGGACUGCUGGCAGAAGGACCGAAACAACCGUCCGAAAUUCAAUCAGAUUGUUAACACUCUGGAUAAGAUGAUCCGUAAUCCUGGCAGCCUGAAGGCCACCACUCCUCUCUCUUCAGGUGUACAUCUACCUCUGCUGGACCGCAGCACACCAGACUUCUCCAGCUUCAGCACAGUGGAUGAAUGGCUUGAUGCCAUCAAAAUGGGCCAGUACAAGGAGAACUUUGCCAAUGAAGACCUCACUACCUUUGAAGCCGUAUCUCAGAUGACCAUGGAUGACAUUCUGAAGGUGGGAGUCACACUAGCAGGCCACCAGAAGAAGAUUCUCAACAGUGUGCAGAUGAUGCGAGCCCAAAUGAACCAGAUCCAGUCAGUGGAGGUUUGAUUCUUAAGAGUGAAGGAUAGGACCAGCCUGUGCACACCAGACCCCUGUGGACCUCCUCACAGAAAGACGCCCCCCUCAGCGAGCCCUAUGUCCAGAGCCCAGCAGUAGGGGAUGAUCAAGAACAGAUCCCCGCAAGACCACUAUGGUCUCGAUACAGCACAGCACACUGAAGGCAAGCUGUAGUCUUUGCAAUGGCCAAAAUUAUCCAUAAAUGUCAUUCUGGCUGCAUUUACAUGCAAGUUUAUGUUCCAGUAUUAUCUCUGACUUUGCAGUAUAUCUAAUAAACCACAUAAAAACCUCUUAUGUCUUUUUAAAUGUUGGUAUAUCUGUUAUUUAAUAGACAUUUAAGAAUACAUUUUCUAAUUUAAGGUGACAUCCUUGUCAAAUAUACCAUUUGCAUAAAAAUAAUAGCCUUUUGUAUGUAAAUUCCUUGCUCUAAGCAGCUUUCUCUAUUGUUACAUCAUGAAAUGUGCUAUCGAUUACCUGCAAAUCACCUGCCAAGUAACUAUUUUGCUAAAGUUUUUCUGAGCAUCUUCUGGGUCCAUUAAAAAGCAUUUAUAAAGUGCACCCAUUAUACUAUUAAAAUUCAAAUAUUAGAAGAAUGUGUCACAAUUCACAGAUUUAGAAUAAAAUGCAGUCACCUUUAUCAUGAUAGUGUUAUAUUGAGUAUAAAUUUAUUCAGAGCAUUUCCACGUGCAGUAUAAAAGGGUUGAAAAGCUUGUUCAUGCAUGUAAAUGUAGCCACUAUCACAAAUUAUUUUAUAAAGAUUAUUUUGGCUGUUAGUUUUUCUUUGGGUAAAUCUGCAAUCUCAUUAAAUGAGAACAAAUCAGAUUUUGAUUAUAUAGCCAUUUUACUCUAUGAUAUGAUUUGGUUCUCAAUAGGGCUGCACGAUUAAUCGCAUGCGAUAUUUA